UUACAAUCACACAACUGUCUGUUACUGGCGUAGAUAAGCCGGGAAACACAAAAACAGAAAGUCAGAAGAAGAUUUGUGAGAGUGAGAGACGAAAAUGGUCCGUACAAUUACAUCUUCGUCUUCUCAUCUCCUCUUCUCCGCCUCUCUUUGUUCCAAUUCCCGUCUCUGUCCUCUCCAUCUCCGCCGCUACCAACCGCGCACCAGCGCCAGAUCCGGCGCCGCGCGACUCCGAGCAGUGAGCUCGGCGGAGACUCAGACGGCGAAGUCCAAAAUCAGAGGAAAGGAAAAGGAGAAGGAGCAGUAUUUCCAAGUCCAAAACCUAACGACAUGGCUGUUGAGGCAAGAGCAAAGCGGACAAAUCGACGCGGAGCUCACGAUCGUCCUCUCCAGCAUCUCCCUGGCCUGCAAGCAGAUCGCCUCGCUGCUUCAGAGAUCGAGCAUUACUAAUCUCACCGGCGCUCACGGCACCAUUAAUGUCCAAGGCGAAGAUCAGAAGAAGCUUGACGUUAUCUCCAACGAGUUGUUCUGCAGCUGCCUGAGGUCCAGUGGUCGGACAGGGAUAAUAGCAUCGGAGGAGGAAGAUAUACCUGUUGCAGUGGAAGAGACUUACUCAGGAAACUACAUCGUGGUGUUUGAUCCAAUUGAUGGCUCUGCCAACAUCGACACCGCCUUAACUACAGGCUCCAUCUUUGGCAUAUAUGGCCCAGAUAAGCAAUGCCUCGUCGACCUUGAUGAUGACACAAUGCUAGAUCAAGCAGCAGAGAGGUGUGUCGUCAGCGUUUGCCAGCCAGGUAGCAACUUGUUGGCUGCUGGCUAUUGCCUGUAUUCAAGCGCAAUAGUAUUCACUCUGUCUAUAGGGAAGGGGGUGUUUGCAUUCACCUUGGACCCCACUUAUGGGGAAUUUGUUUUGACACAUGAAAACAUUCAGAUACCCAAAACGGGUAAAAUUUAUUCAUUCAAUGAAGGAAAUUAUGACCUAUGGGAUGACAAACUGAAGAACUACCUUGACCAUCUGAGGCAGCCAGGUGCAGAUGGAAAGCCGUAUUCUGGCCGUUAUAUAGGCUGCCUAGUUGGUGAAAUCCACAGAACGUUGCUAAGAGGCGGUAUCUAUGGAAAUCCCAACAACAAGAAGAGCAAAAAUGGGAAUCUAAGGCUAUUGUAUGAGUGUGCACCAAUGAGCUAUUUAGUCGAGCAAGCUGGUGGAAAGGCAACAGACGGUCGCCAGGGAAUACUUGAGAUUACUCCAACAGAGGUCCACCAGCGCACACCAAUUUUUAUUGGAAGCCCAGAGGAAGUAGACAAAUUACAGAAGUACUUGGCCUAAGAAAAAUUUCUAAUUCAGUUCUGGUUUUCAUGCAACUACGUUUGAUCAUUUUGCUUCAUUUUUUCACUCAAGAAUUCUUUCAAGGAAUUAUGCUUUUGCAUUCAAUUGUAACAUAUAAACUCUCAUAUUCCAAAGCUCAAGAGAUACCAUGCCCAGUUAAGCAAUAUAAGCCGUGUAAUUGUAGAGAAUGGAGUGGCAUAAAAUACAACAUUUACAGCGGUCA
This is a messenger RNA of Morus notabilis, 1547 nucleotides long. RefSeq names its product fructose-1,6-bisphosphatase, chloroplastic. Gene Ontology annotation, molecular function: fructose 1,6-bisphosphate 1-phosphatase activity. Gene Ontology annotation, biological process: sucrose biosynthetic process; fructose metabolic process; fructose 1,6-bisphosphate metabolic process. The record is from RefSeq and is a predicted model, not a curated record. The transcript has 4 exons. The coding region runs from base 95 to 1324 and encodes 409 amino acids. NCBI's taxonomy places the organism in Eukaryota, Viridiplantae, Streptophyta, Magnoliopsida, Rosales, Moraceae. Gene Ontology annotation, cellular component: cytoplasm; cytosol.